CACAACAUCAUAGGAUACUGAUAGGGCAGUGAGAUGGGGUAUUAAUUUCAAGAGAAAUAAUAGACCUGUAAUGUAAUAACUCAACAUAAAUCACUUUCGAAUCCCUGUCAAGUGCUGAUCAGAUAUUCCAAGUUCAAGACCAGAGUGUAUAGUAAACAUUGAAAUGAAGUCAAGUAGUUAGAAAAAAAAAAGGUGCAGUAGUUGCAAAUUUAGUGCUUUAAUUGCAAGCACAUGAAUACAAUGACAGCAUCACCACCCAAUCCUUCAAGCAGGCCAACGCUCUUCAGUUUAGAUAAAGGACCAAAGGUAAAGAAUUCAUGAGAAACACCAGGUAAAAUGCAAAGCCAAAUGACCACCCAGACUCAGAGCAACUCCCCUACCAAGACAAGAGGAAAAUCCACCUCUCUUCAUCCACAACCACAAGCCUCUUUUUUGACACCAACCAAACAAAACAUGGAUAAAUCCAGCACCAUAGCCACAAAAACCCCUGAAGAAAUCGCUGCACAUAGUCCUCUAGAAAUAGGUACCAAAGGCACAGUUGGAUCCCUUGUAAUGAAAGAAAUCGAGUACUUCAGCCAGCUUGAAUUAAGCUGCCAAGGUAGCUCACAGAAGCCUCAAUUCCAUAAUACAGACAUGGCUUCCUCUAGUGCUCGUUCCAGACCCACCUUUGAAUCUGUGAUAGCAAGCCAAAAGAAGAAAAAGAGAGGCAGCAGGCUCCUACCAAAUAUAUGUUCUAUGGUGGAAGUUGCAGACAACAAUCGGCCAACCGGGACUUCUGGUUUCAGUUACAGGAACCUUAAAUCUGAUCUGAAGAAGUUGCAGGCCUAG
Molecule: messenger RNA, 828 nt
Organism: Corylus avellana
Lineage: Eukaryota; Viridiplantae; Streptophyta; Magnoliopsida; Fagales; Betulaceae
Source: RefSeq, a predicted model, not a curated record